UAUUACAUAUAAAGUUUUCUAACAAAUAGAUUAUAAGAUUCUUCAGUCAACUGGUCCUAAUGAAUAACAUCAAACAUUUUGCUCCAAUAAUGUACACUCCUACUGUAGGAUUGGCUUGUCAAAAUUACUCAGGGUUGUUUAGACGCCCACGUGGGAUGUAUUUCAGUGCAAAGGAUAAAGGAGAGAUGAUGUCUAUGAUCUAUAACUGGCCAGCUCCCCAGGUAGACAUGAUAAUUGUCACAGAUGGAAGUCGUAUUCUUGGCCUUGGUGAUCUUGGAGUUCAGGGCAUUGGAAUAGCUAUUGGAAAACUUGAUAUGUAUGUUGCUGCCGCUGGUAUCAACCCACAACGAAUACUCCCAGUUAUGCUAGAUGUUGGUACCAACAAUCAAAAGCUACUUGAAGACAGGCUUUAUUUAGGGGUUAGACAACCUAGGUUGGAAGGUGAAGAAUAUUUAUCGAUUGUUGGUGAAUUCAUGGAAGCAGUUGUCAAACGUUGGCCCAAGGCUAUCAUACGGUUUGAGGAUUUUCAAAUGCAGUGGGCCUUUGAAACUCUGAAACGGCAUCGGAAAAGGUUUUGCAUGUUCAAUGAUGACAUACAGGGGACUGCUGGUGUUGCACUUGCGGGAUUAUUGGGAACUGUUAGAGCACAAGGUCAACCAUUGGCUGACUUUGCAAACCAAAAGAUAGUUGUUGUGGGAGCUGGAAGUGCAGGGUUGGGUGUUCUUAACAUGGCUGUGCAGGCUGUUUCAAAGAUGACAGGAAAUAAUGAAACAGCUGCACGCAAUUUUUUCCUAAUUGAUAAAGAUGUAUCAUUCUCAGCUUUUAAACUUCAGCAAUCUUUUCAUGCUCCUUUGCAUACCCUCCUCUAUGUUCUUUAUGACAUCUAAUUGGUCUAUUCCGUUGAUUAAUGUAAUGCUUGGAAUCUUGGAUGAUCAUACCAAAAAGAACCGAAAAUUACUUUGAAGUAAUGUAAUUGUUUCAUUGGUUUUCUUUUGUUCAUGCAAACUCUACUCUGGCUGUGGGAAUACUCUACAGUUAGCUAUUCACAGAUUUUAAAGCAUCACUAUUUGUCACUUGUGCAGGGUGUUAUUACGAAAGAAAGGAAGAAUCUUGAU
Messenger RNA from Rubroshorea leprosula, 1115 nucleotides. NCBI's taxonomy places the organism in Eukaryota, Viridiplantae, Streptophyta, Magnoliopsida, Malvales, Dipterocarpaceae. The record is from the annotation of a GenBank genome assembly.